This is a messenger RNA of Symbiodinium pilosum, 939 nucleotides long. NCBI's taxonomy places the organism in Eukaryota, Dinophyceae, Suessiales, Symbiodiniaceae. The record is from the annotation of a GenBank genome assembly.
AUGACGAAGGACAUUAGUCUCAAGGCAGCUUGUGCUGACUCCUUCUACUACCCGCAGGAAUGGAAGCCGUCCAGGGGCUCCUUGGAUCACUUCCAGCGAAAGAGAGGCUUCGAGCAUCACUUUGGCAAGGAGCGAACAAAAAACCUCAGCAAGGGGGUGCUGCUGAUUCGCUUCGAAAUGCCCUUCACAGUGCAGUGCGUGAGGUGCGGCUUGUACAUUCAUCAAGGUACUCGCUACAAUGCUGACAAAAAAAAGGUUGGCAUGUACUUUUCAACCCCUUUGUACGAGUUCUCCAUGCACUGCGGCAACAUCGUCAGUCCGGAGAAUUCUGCAAAUGGGCGGGCACAUUGCAACCAGCGGCUUGUUAUCCGUACGGAUCCCAAAAAUGAUGACUAUGAGCUGGCCGAGGGACUUCGCCGAAAAGUUGAAACUUGGGACAACAAGGACUCAGAAACUCUGGAGCUUGUAGAUCCAGAGACUCGAAGAAGAAUGCAAGCUGAUCCGAUGUUCCGAGUUGAGAAGACCGUCAGAGACAUGCAGCAGGAGCGAAACCACAAGGAGCGCUUGUCUGAUCUACAGGACCUCCAGGCUGAGCGCGAGGAUACUUAUGGAUGGAACUGCGUUCUUCGGAAAGCCCACCGAACACGAAGAAAAGAGGAGCAAAGGCAAGAGGAGGAAGAGCGCCGCAGAGGCAAGCCAAACUUUGGUGUGCCACUGGCUCCUGCCUGUGAGGAAGAUAGUCUCCAGGCCAAGUCUGUGGAGUACAAGACAGACCAUGACAAGAUGGAGGUUUCUGUCAGGAGAAGUUCCCUGAUGGCACAGCCCGUCCUUGAGCAGGGCUUUCACAAGAAAGCAACGCGAGUUGCUGCAUUGGUGGCGAAGCGGAAGCGGUUGCAGCAAAGUUCUCGUAUGGAACGCUGCAGGAAGAGGGUCUCCUAG